Messenger RNA from Stegodyphus dumicola, 5393 nucleotides. RefSeq lists its product as uncharacterized. Gene Ontology annotation, molecular function: RNA binding. NCBI's taxonomy places the organism in Eukaryota, Metazoa, Arthropoda, Arachnida, Araneae, Eresidae. The record is from RefSeq and is a predicted model, not a curated record.
UUAAACAUUAACUUCUUUACAGCUUUGAAUUCAAGCACUUGUAAAAACUGGAAGCAAGAGGACACAGGAGCCUAAUAAAUGUAAAAAUUGCCAAAAAUAGCAAUAACAAUACGAAGUUGGGAAUUUCACUAAAGCGCUAUUUAAAAAACUGACUUAUUAACUUCAUACUUGAUCUAUAUACAUCAUAUUUUUUGCAAGACUAAUCUAGGAGAAUUAAACAGCACAUGGAGUGUUAGGAGGAAGAAAAAGGCUUUGGACUGUCUUGCCGAGUCAUCUGUGUCGAUUCUAUCAAUUGAGUUUCUUGAUCGGCUCGAAAUCACUCCGACCCACCACGCAUCUGCCCACCAGCCCCAUCUGCCACUGGGCUUAUUAUAGCAAUCUUCUACCAUUAUGUAAUUGCUAUUUCUUCUCCCCAAAAGGGUUAUUUAACAUACUUUGGAGAUAAUGUCUAUUAUAAUACGACUGCAAAAUCUGCCUUUAAGUGCUACAUCUGGAGAUAUACGACACUUCUUUGGAGGUCUUAGUAUACCUGAAGGGGGUGUACAUAUUCUUGGUGGUGAGAAAGGUGAUGCUUUCAUUGCCUUUUAUACUGAUGAAGAUGCACGUAUUGCUAUGAAAAGAGAUGGCAGUAAAAUUAAAGAUGCUCGUGUCAGAUUAUAUCUGAGCAGUCAUAUGGAAAUGCUACAUGAAAUUGAAUGUGUUACGAAAGGUAAUUUCAGCGAGUUACCUGAGAAGCAUUUAACAAAUGAGUUGCAAAGGUCUGGAAGUCUCUCUCCUGUAUCAUUUGAAAGGAAAAGGUACACAUCAGGGACUCAUCGAAGUAGAAGCCCGUAUGAAUUUCGGGACGCAAAUAGAGAAAGAAGUGAACAUUAUAAGUUGGAUUCACCACUGAGAAGUUGGUCGUCCAGUGCUGGCAGAGUGCAUUCACCCCAAUUUAGAAUGUCAAGAUCACCUCGACGAAGAAUAUCACGUUCACCACUAAGAUCAAAAUCUCCUGGUAGGAGGUUUUAUUCUCAGAAUAAUAGGCAGUCUCACUCGCCAGUAGUAAGAAAAUCAAGAUCUCCUCACAAGAGGAAAUCACAUUCACCAGUUUUAAGGUCAAGAUCUCCCAGGUUCAGAGAACAACAUUCUCGAAGAUCACAGUCACCUGCUACUCGAUACAGGGAUUUUUCAGACCAUGGAAAGCAAGUUAUUUCAGUAUCUGAGUCUUAUACACGCUCAGUUUAUUCCUCUGAAAUGAAAGAUGGGUAUCCACAAGAAAAUAUCCAUGACUCAGUAUUUAAUGAUCGUUUUGAUUCUGAAAUUCAACUAGGGCAUGAGAUUGAAAGUCGCGAACUUCAUCAGAUGGAUCCAGUGAAAUUUUCAGAUCAGGAUCACCAAAAUGCCAAUAAAUUUCAAUCAGCAGAAAGAUCCCAGGCAGAACUUGAAAGACGGAUAACUGACGUUUUAAAACAAAAUUGUAUCCAGGAAGCAUUUGAAAGAAAAGUUAAUGACAGUUACAACAGAGAUUUAACUAGAGAUAAUUCCUUUGAAGCAGGACAUGCUUUUAACCAAGACAAAGUAUCUGAUAGAUAUGUGCAUUUUACUUCUACUUCAACUUUAAACUGGAAUACAAACAAAAGUGUAAUACCUGCAAAUCAGUAUAAUGCAUUGCCAACUUCAGCUCCUAGUGCUGUUCCUUCAAGUAUGCUGUCAUCAUUACCUCCAAAUGUAUUACCAACACUACAGUCUAAUGUAGUGCCAUCCCUGCCUCCUAAUGCAAUGUCAUGCCCACCUCCUAAUGCAGUAUCAUCUCUACAUCCAAGUGUAGUACCAUCAAUGCCUCCAAAUAUGCUGUCAUCUAUGCCUCCUAAUGUGGGGUCGUCCAUGCCUCCUACAAUGAUACCAUUCCAGCCUCGUAAUGUAAUACCUUCAUUGCCUCCUAGUUUUUUGCCAUCUCAGCCUCCUAAUAUAGUACCACCAAUUCCUCCUGUUAUGCCACCACCUGUACUUCCAAAUUCACUCCCACCUGUACCUCCAAAUGUACCACCAUCAUUUCCUACUAUAUUGCCACCAGCAUUUCCUAAUGCAUUGCCACCACCACCAGUGUUUCCAGGUGUUGUGAAAGAUAUAAAUAAUGGACAACAAGUAAAGAGCAAAAUUCAUCAGUCACAAAAUUUCUAUGUUACAAUAUCUGGGUUGGAUCCAAAUUGGUCUUACAGAGAAAUACAAACUAUAUUAAAUGGGAUUUAUGUUCCCCAAACUGAUAUAAAAUGGGAAAUUGAUCAAGCAGGUUUGAGAACAGGUACUUCGUUCAUAAAAUUGUUACAGAGGGAAGAUUUUGUGAAAAUCACAAGUAAAGCAACUUUUCAUUUUAAUAAUAGGCGUAUAACUGUGAGUGAAUGCCCAGAGUUUGUUUUUCAAACUUGUUUUCCUCCAGACACCAGCAUAAUGCCUGACCUUACUUCUGCACCUUCAGACAGCAGUGUAAUGUCAAAUCGUAAAGGUACUUUGGCAGUGAAUUCUGAUUUGUGUUGUGUUAUGAAAGGUUUGCCUUUUAAUGUAACGUACAAAGCUAUUCGAAAAUUUUUCCGUGGCCUUAGUAUAGAAGAUAUAUUUAUAAUUUAUGCCAAGAAUGGCAAAGCAACUGGGACUGGUUAUGUAUCUUUUACCAAUUUCAAAGAUUUUGUUGUUGCUAAAUCACGAAAUGGAAGAAAAAUUUCUCACAGGUACAUUGAGGUAUUACCAUGUUCAGAUAAAGAUAUGAUGGAGGCAAAAAAUAAAUAUGGUAGUUCUGGAAACUCUCGGCCAAAUUCUGCAACAAGUUCUAUUAAUAAUCCAUAUCAAGAUACAGAAACUCCAAGUUCUUUUAAUAAACCAUUGCAAGACAUAAAAACUCCUAUGCAAACAAGGCCUCUAUGUGCAUUACUUACUGGGCUACCACCAUCUAUUACAUCCAGCAAAAUUUCAGCAUUUUUUAAGAAGUAUGGUUUAAAUCCUGAUGCCAUUCACAUUACUCUUAAUAAUAAAAAUCAGCCUAAUGGUAGAGCAUUUGUUGAAUUUUCAAAUUUUCUGGAUUUUGAAGCAGCUCUUAAAUGUCAUGGGAAUUUUAUUGAAAACAAUUUAAUUUGUGUCAAACAGAUUUUACAUGAUGAAAUGACAAAAAUAUUGAAUACUCAGAAAGCAAAGCAUAAAUUUCAAGGAUUGGAACUUCAUUUAACACCACCAGACUUGCCUGAAAAAGUACCAUACCUCUGGGAACCACCUGAUGAUUUUGAAAAUCAGGGUAAACUUUCAGAGAUCUCCAACUCUGAUACUUGGCCUACAGAUACUGUUAUGAGAGACACAUACAGUAAUCAUGGAAACAUGCAAAAUUUUGAAUUUAAUAGACCUAGAGAACUUUGUAAUACUUCAUUAAAUAUGUAUGAAAAGAUGGAUGUUUUUGAAGAAAACCAGAAGUACAACUCUUCUGUUGAUGCAUAUAUCACUGAUCGAAUUAAUGAAAAUAGGCAGUAUCAAAGUGAGCUUGAAGAACAGCAGAUGUACAAGACUUUACCUGUUGACAUCCCGUCUGUACACACAGCUUAUGAGGAGCCACCUGUCAUUCGAAACAAUACACAAGAACCAUCAAUGUACUUUCAAGAAAAUUCAUAUGAUAUGGAUAUGGCAAAAGAAGAUCCUUAUAGAGCUCCAGUGAAAUUUGAAGUUAGAACUAAGCAGUCUGUUUCAAAGAACUCCAAAACAGAUGAUGCAUUUAGUCAAACAUUUCAUGAAGAAAAAAGAAAACUAAUUAAAUUGUCACCUGACAGACACUAUGCAGAUGUUGAUAAAAUUGGUUACUCACACAAAGAAGAGAAAAGAGAUGCUUCUAGAAAGCAAUAUGAUUCAAAAGAAAAAGUCACCAAGAGUGAAAGUUCAGAAAGAGCAAAAGACUCUAAAAGAUAUGAUGAAAAGUUUUCAUCGAAGGAAGACAAGGACUAUGUCAGCAGAUUAAGAAGGGAUUCCAGAGAUAGAAAGACUACAAGGUCUAGGCGAAGAUCACCUUCACCACCUAGCAGACGUUCACGCAAUAGCGAAAAAGAUAGAAGAAGAUCACCUGUAAAAUCUUCAUCGCACCAGCUGAAUGAAAAAUCUGAUUUGCGAAGGUCAUCUCCUCAUAAGAGAAGAAGUUCAACUGAAAGGCAAUGUGUAGUACAGCUCUGCAAUGUUCAUCCUAGUGUUGACAGUGAGGAACUAGAGUAUUUUUUCCGUGGCUUUCGAGCCAAUAAAGAAAAUUUUAUUCGUAGAUUUGCGGAAAAUGGUGAGCCAACUGGAGACGUUCGUGUGACAUUUGAAAAUUUGCGAGAAGCGGAAAGAGCUAUACGAGAUUUAAAUCGACGUUACUUAAAAGGAAUACCUAUAGAAAUGUUUGUUGUUGGCUGAGCUAAAUGAAAGCUAUGAAUCUUAAGUGUUUACUGUAUCACUUAGAAUAAUAUAAACCUUGAACUUAAUUACUAUUGAAUUUUAAUAAGUUUUAUGUGAAUUACAGUGAAAAUUUCAAAACAAGUUUUUUUACUUUAUCCUAUUGGAAAAAAAAAUACUUAAAAUUUUAUGUUUUCUCAUAUAAUUUUAGGUUAUGCAAUAUACGUCACAGUAAUAAUGCAUGUGUAGUUUGUGGAUGAGCCAGCUAUUGGUGGUUCAUAUUAUUUCAGCAGAAUUAUGCUAAAAAUUCAUACUUUGAAUUUAGCAUUUUUGUACAAGAAUAAUGUGUAAAAAAUUUCUGAAGUAUUUUUAUUUAGCCAUGGAAUAGUAAUAGAAACUCCAAAAUAAAUUUUAGUUUUUUCGUCGAGAAAUUAAAAGUGAAAUAGAUGCUAUGAGUUUCCUUAUUUAUUUCGAUCAUUGUGGACAUUUGCUGAAAUGCCAUUCAUUGCUGUUUACAAAGAGAAUAUUAGCAGUACUGAAUUCAUAAUGAAAUAUGAAAUUUUUGGAAAUAUAUUAGCUUACAGAGGAAAGGAAAACAGAGAAUGCAUAUUCUGAUUUCUUAUGACUUAUUUGAAACAUACUUUUUUUUUGGACUAUUUAUGAAUUUUUUUUUUUUUUUUUUUUUUUUAACUUAGCAGCAAUAUCUCUUGAAUAUAAUGUGAGAAAUUGUAAUUUGCAACACUUAAUACCAAAUAAGGUCAUUCAUAAUUUUGAUUGAAAAUUAUCAGGCAACAUUAUUUUUAUUUUUAUUUAUUUAUUUUUUUUUUUUUUAAUAUGUGCUGCUGUUAAUAUAUUAUUAUCGUUAUUCUGUCUGGCACUAUUUUGACAUGAUUUGUUGUAAACUGAUAAACUGAAGAGAGAGCAUUCAGCUGUUAAUGGUCAUGUACAGUGAACUCAUUUCUGGCAUUUAUUUUGUAAUUGUAAAAUAUACUUAAAUAAAUUCGUCAGUAAAA